This is a messenger RNA of Erythranthe guttata (spotted monkey flower), 672 nucleotides long. NCBI's taxonomy places the organism in Eukaryota, Viridiplantae, Streptophyta, Magnoliopsida, Lamiales, Phrymaceae. The record is from RefSeq and is a predicted model, not a curated record.
AUGGAACAAAAGGGUUUGGCGGAGCCUCCACGUCUUAUGUAUCCCAAUGUGAAAAGACAAAUGUCAGAUCGCUAUUGUCGUUUCCAUAAAGAUACAGGACACACUACUGAAGAGUGUGAACAACUCAAGUUGGCAAUCGAAAGGUUAAACAAACAAGGACACUUGAGCGAGUAUAUAGACAAGUCUCAAAAUAAAAGACGGGAGGAUCACCCAUGUCGAUAUAACAAUAGAGAUCAACAACAACGUCAAAAUGAGGAACCUCCUCGACGCGAUCGAGAUGAAGAUGAUAAUCAACCUACCGGAGGGGUCAUUGACUUCAUUUAUGGAGGACCAGCAGGGGGCGAUUCACAAAACGCGAGACGCGCCCUCGCUCGAUUAGCACGCGUGAGUCAGAAUCACGCAUCUUUUUCCAAAUCCAUCUAUCAGGUACAUAAACGUGAUACCAGCAUCGUCUUCAACUCGUCCGACCUUAAAGGCCCAAAUAAAGAUCAUGUCGAUGCUCUGGUAAUCACAACUUUCGUGGCUAAAUUUUUGGUUAAGAAGAUAUUAGUUGACGGUGGGAGCUCAGCCGAUAUCAUGUAUCUGCAUACAUUUAAGCAGUUGGGCAUAGAUAACGCCCAAUUUUGCCUCGUCACUACACCACUAAAAGGAUUCACGGGAGAAGGUGUUUAA